Notothenia coriiceps (black rockcod) is the source of this 1701-nucleotide messenger RNA. RefSeq names its product myelin protein zero-like protein 1. The transcript is spliced from 3 exons. Lineage: Eukaryota; Metazoa; Chordata; Actinopteri; Perciformes; Nototheniidae. The record is from RefSeq and is a predicted model, not a curated record. Bases 17 to 328 code for a protein of 103 amino acids.
UCUCCCUCAGAACAACAUGGCGGUUAUAGUGGGAGCAGUUUGUGGAGCGUUGUUUCUGCUCGUCCUCAUCGCUGUGGCCGCCUGCGUCGUCAUGAGGGUGAUGCACAGCCGCCACGAAUACGAAGGAUGCACGUCCUUGGAAAGCGUGAGCUCUCAGGCUCCCAAGCCCCGAAAGAAGGUGGAGGUCAAUCUGGAGAGCUCCAGGGGCCCCAACCCCUCGGGGCCGGUACAGGGCCCGGUGAUAUAUGCCCAGUUGGAUCACUCGGGCAGCAGGAGCUCCUUCCACAAGAUGGAGCCAGUGGUCUACGCUGACAUCCGUAAAAACUGAAGAGGAACUGGGGAACACGUUAACAAAAAAAAAACACAGUAAAGUAUCAGACCUCUCCAUCAGCUGCUCUUGGGAAGGGCGGGGAAAAUCUAUCAUAUAACAGGGACACAGUCAGUUUCUUUAUUUUAUUUGAUCUUUUCUUCAUCCUCUGAAAGCAUGACAUGAUCAAAUCUCAAUGUGCUUUUAUUUAGAAAAACACCCCAAUGGACACUACGUCACUCCGUCUUUAAAUGGUUCGUUAAAAUCAAGAAUGCCGUCAUAUGAUAUCAUUUACUUUAUGUUUUAUUACCGUAGGGCUCUGCAGGCUGUUGCACCAGCUGGAAUAAUACGUUUAAUGUUGAUUAAAACUGCUUCAUUGUGACUGUCAUUUCACACGUAAUCACUAUAAAUUAAAUAACCUUAUAUACUGUAAUAACAGCUGAUUCUAAUCAAAACAGGAUCGCAGAAAUGAACGCUACUAACAAGUAAAGGAAGGGAUUGGAUUACAAAAAAUACUAUUUAUCCUACUGCAUGUAAACGAGUAAACGGAGUACUCCAACACACUUUUCAAACUCCCAGCUUCUGUGAACGCACCGUUAAAUCACCGCUAGUAUAAAGGCAACAAAACCUAAUUGAAAUAUAUUUUAAAAAACAUAAUUGAAUCAGUAAUGACAACAGUGGAUCAGGAUUCACCAAAGCUGUGCUGACAUUGCAGAAUGUAUUGAUGUGUUUUACUCUACUUUAGAGUGUUUGCUAUAUCAUCAAUUGAUUAACAAAGGGAGCAUUUUUUAUUUAUUUAUUCCAAAUAUGGCAAUAGGCGAUUGAGGUGAUGUUUGGAUGCAUCAUUUUCCAAAUCAUUUACCAACAGUUUCUGGCUUUUAUUUGUUAGACUGCUCCAACAUUAUAUCCAUAUUAACCACAUCUUUGUUAACACUAGCGUAAAAACACGUAAUAGCCAACGCUAAAAUAUCAUCUAAAUCCCGAUGUAUUUCGUUCCAAAGUACAUCCUGAAAUUUGGUUUUUUUCCCAUUCUGUCCAUCUCCAGAAAAGGAGAACGCUUGGAAUAAAAAUAACACUCUUAAUAAUCUUCAUUUUCUAUCAGCAGUCACUGACUUUAAUGACAUUCCUGCGAAGCUACAAUUCAAACUCUUGAAGUCGAUGCAACAGUCUGCAGAUUCCUCAGUGAUGUUCUUCACAUUGCCUUCAGUAACUCUGCACGCAGUAAUAUUAACAUCUACAGACUGACGUUAUGGUACUCUGACAUUAUGUUACUGUGAAUGCUUCUGGCAUGUUGUGGUACCUCGUGACAAAAAAAAAAAAAACACUGCCUCCUUUUUUGAUUUUCACCUCAGUGCAACCGUUUCUUGUCGUCUUUAAAAUACAUAUAAGCAUAG